This is a messenger RNA of Chelmon rostratus (copperband butterflyfish), 2238 nucleotides long. It is a transcript of the gene gucd1, whose product is annotated as guanylyl cyclase domain containing 1. The transcript has 6 exons. The record is from RefSeq and is a predicted model, not a curated record. Bases 356 to 1039 code for a protein of 227 amino acids. Lineage: Eukaryota; Metazoa; Chordata; Actinopteri; Chaetodontiformes; Chaetodontidae.
CUGUGUGCUAGCAAGCAACAGAGAAGUGGAGGAGAAGAGCCUUUAGAUAGCGACACCGUCACCAAAACUUGAUAAAAUAUAGUUUUUCUAACUUUUAUCCUUUAUUUGUUUCGUUAACUAAUAAUUGUAUGUGGUGUACGUCGAGGAGCUAGCCUCGCUGUAUAAGCAGCGAACCUGCGAACAGACUAGUUAUUGAUACUGUUAGCCUGACAGCUAAAGUUGCAGUUUGGCAGCUGGUCUCUCCCAGUUAGCAUCGAUGAGGAAACCCAACCCCGGCUUAAAUACUGCAAACAAGACUGACCAUCUUGUCUUGAGUUAGCUAGUUGGCCGCUUGUAAAAGAAAGAAUACAACAGAAUGACAGAGGAUGCCGUCUUGCUGAAUGUACCUGUCAUUCGGCAACUGUACCACUGGGACUGUGGGUUAGCCUGCUCCAGGAUGGUCCUGAAGUACCUCCAUCCAGUGAGUGAUGAGGAGUUUCAGAGAGCCUGCUGGGAGCUGAAGCUGACAGAGAGUGUGUGGACUAUUGAUCUGGCCUACCUCAUGUGUCAUCUAGGCAUCAAACACUGCUUUUGCACGCAGACUCUGGGCGUUGAUAAAGGCUUUAGGAAUCAGUCCUUCUAUAAGAAACAUUUUGAUACAGAAGAAGACAGAGUGAAUGAGCUCUUCCAAAAAGCAGAUAACAAAGGUGUGGUGGUGAAGAAAUGUUCUGUCACCGUUCAGGAAAUCCAGUCUCAUCUGGAGCAGGGCCACGUUGCCAUAGUGCUGGUCAACGCAGUCGUCUUGACAUGUGAACUCUGCUCCUCACCUGUCAAAUACUGCUGCUUCCUGCCUGUGGGCCAGAAGUGUUUCUGCAGGAAACCAGAGUACCAGGGUCACUUUGUGGUAGUGAGCGGCUUCAACAGGACCACUGGCUGUAUUUUCUACAACAACCCUGCAUAUUCUGACCGGGUGUGCUGCACCAGCGUCAGUAACUUCGAGGAGGCUCGGCGAAGCUAUGGGACAGAUGAAGACAUUCUUUUCAUCUUUAAGGAGAGUUGAUGGACAUUGAGGAUGGAUUUGAGCUUCACUCUCCCUCAGCCCAUCAUUAUAGUGACAUGAUGCUGCAGGUCAACAGUGUUGGACCCGUGCCCCCUCCUGUUGUCUGUCGUCACAGAUCCUCUGGGCCAUCCUCACUGGUGCUAAUAAGCCCCUUCUGCUCACAUUACGGCACUUAGCUGCAGUUUCACUGCUUUAUUCCCUUUUAUACAGUCAAUGCUACAUGACCUAUGAAGGAUUAACAGCUGAGAGGUUCAGUAAUCUAAACUGAACUCCUUUUUGAGAUGAGCAGAUGGUUCAAAUGAAUUUUUGUUGAAUUUUAAUGACUGUGGUUGCUCAUAUAUUUGGAGCUAUUGAAAUCUCAAACUGUGAGCUGAGUAUUCAGACUUGUGAAACUACAGUGGAUGAAAUGUGGGAAUCAAGAUGUAAAGUAGGAAUUACCAGGAAAUAGGUGUGCACAUAAUUCAGGGCUGAUGAUGUUAGUAUAUCUAGUUUAUUUCUGCUGUUCAAUGUUGACACCUGAAGCCUCACCUCCACUUGCCUUUUUUGAAAAAAAUCCUCCUAACUCACCUCUCAGUCACUUUUUAUUCUGAUGAAUCUAUCAGCAGGGAAUAUAGGAAGUAGUUGUGUUUUGAGAGUCUCAGGUAAUCAAUGCCCUAAAGUGUGACAUGAGCGUCAAAUAACACAAUUAGUUCAAUGCAAUAGUCCAUAGUGUGUCUAUGGGAUCUACCUGCAGAAGAACACGGACAGUGGAUCGUCAUACUGAAACAUGAUCUCACCAGUUUCAUUCACCUCACUGGAAGAAACAUCAGCUUUGGUGUCAUGGCAACACGCUGGGUAUAUGGUGCAUUGUUUUUGAUCAUGGUGCAGAACAAAGGUGUAAUUUGGACUCAGUCUUGUUCUCUGUUGGACGCAGUGAAGACUUGGUAAUUUCCUCAUUGUCCCUCGGUUUUAGUUUUUAAUUUUGAUAUUAUGGAUACAUUUUUGCACUAUGCUUUUCAAACCAGACAUAAUUAAAUGUUAUUUAAAUGAAACAUGUUACCAUGAAAUUGCUUUUCUGAUUGUAUGAAAAGUGAUUUCUUCCAGGUUGUGCUUUUUGGUAAGAAUGAACAACACGUUUUAAACAGCAAACUUUAUUUUUUAUUAAACAUAGAGCUGCAUUUAUUAUAUGUUGUGAUUAAAGGGUUUCAACAUGUGCUUCA